ACCAACCACCCGCCCGCGCGCGCCCAGUGCCUGCGCGCUCUGCUCCCUCUUCGCUAUAUAAUCCCCACACGUACGUACGCCUCGUGUCAAACCAUCCAAUCCAACCCCUCCGGCAGCACUCGAUCGCAAAGACUGCACCAGCCGGCGGCCGGCACAGGAGCAAGCGACCGCGGCCGCGCGCGCGGGAGGAAGAAGAAGAAGAAGGAAAAAGGAAUCGGAUCGAUUGGAGGCGACGUCGACCGCGAGCCGAAGCUUACUACCACUACUCGAUCUCGAUCGAUCACGCGGGCGCCACGUACGAGGAUGCUGUUGCUGUUCCGUUGCUUCGUGGGGUCGUCGGAGCCGUCGGCGGCGGCGGCCAGGAGUAGCGGGAGCGGGAGCGAGAGCGGCGGGAGCGAGAAGAAGGCGGUGCGGCGGAUGCGGAGCGCGACGGCGCGGCUGCGGUCGCUGUCGCUGGACGACCUGUCGCGGGCGCUGGCCUCGUCGGGCCUGCACGCCUUCACGCAGGCGGAGCUCAGCGCCGCCACGCGGGGGCUCUCCAGCAGCAACUUCAUCGGCGAGGGUGGGUUCGGACCCGUCUACAAGGGCUUCCUCGACGAGCGGCUUCGGCCCGGGGAGAUCGAGCCGCAGCACGUCGCCGUCAAGUACCUCGACGCCGACGGGCCGCAGGGCCACCGCGAGUGGCUGGCGGAGGUGGUGUACCUGGGGAUGUUGAAGCAUCCGCAUCUGGUGAAGCUCAUCGGGUACGGCUGCCAGGAUGAGCAGAGGAUGCUCGUGUACGAGUACAUGGCCAGAGGAAGCCUCGAGCACCACCUCUUCAAGAAUCUGCUGUCGACCUUGCCGUGGUGCACGCGGCUGAAGAUCGCGGUGGGCGCGGCAAAGGGGCUGGCGUUCCUGCACGAGGCCGACACGCCAGUCAUCUACCGCGACUUCAAGGCCUCCAACAUCCUGCUCGACUCCGAUUACACUGCAAAGCUCUCAGACUUUGGACUGGCCAAGGAGGGCCCACAGGGCGACGACACCCACGUCACCACCCGUGUUAUGGGGACACACGGCUACGCCGCGCCGGAGUACAUUCUCACCGGGCACCUGACGGCGAAGAGCGACGUGUACAGCUUCGGCGUGGUGCUCCUGGAGCUGCUGUCGGGGAGGCGCAGCGUGGACAAGCGGCGGCGCGGGCGGGAGCAGCACCUGGUGGACUGGGCGCGCCCGUACCUGCGCCACACGGAGCGGCUGCACCGGGUGAUGGACCCCUGCCUGGACGGCCAGUACUCCGCCAAGGCCGCGCACAAGGCCGCCAUGCUCGCCUACAACUGCCUGCACAGCGUGCCCAAGUCCCGCCCCACCAUGCGCGACGUCGUCGACGCGCUCCAGCCGCUGCUCGCCAUGUGCAGCGACGUGCCCGCGGGGCCCUUCGUGUACACGGUCCCGCCCGAGUCCGAAGACAAUGGCAAGGCCGACGACGACGAGGCGGUGGCGGCGGCGGCCGCUGCCAGGAAGAAGUGCCUCGCGUCGGCCGUGCAUUCGCACGCCGAGGGCGACCACCGGACGUUUGCGAACCAACGGUGCGCGAGCUCCGUGGCCGGGCACAGGAGCUCCUCGGCGUCCUCCUCGCCCAAGGAGAGCAGGGACAGGGGAGCCUAGGUGCAUGCGCUGUGCGCAGCCGCCGACGCAUCCGUCCGUACGUGUUGGCAGCUUUGUGUAUAUUUGUUCCCUUCCCGACGAAAAAGAUUGUCAAGUGUACAUAGUUUAGUUUCAGUGUCAGCAAUGUGUAACCCAAAUUAAUUUGUUCGUUGAUUCAUUUCCUUGGUAAUCCUGCUCCGGAUAACCGGGAUUCCGGGAACAAUUUGUGAGUUGUUUCGAAGAUUUUUAGAGAUGCAUUUGGCAGCUACGUUUAAAUGGGUAUGAUAGUUAACGGAGGGAAUUGGAGUGGAAUUUCAACU
Messenger RNA from Sorghum bicolor (sorghum), 1943 nucleotides. Its product is annotated as serine/threonine-protein kinase RIPK. NCBI's taxonomy places the organism in Eukaryota, Viridiplantae, Streptophyta, Magnoliopsida, Poales, Poaceae. The coding region runs from base 304 to 1644 and encodes 446 amino acids. The transcript is spliced from 5 exons. Gene Ontology annotation, molecular function: ATP binding; protein kinase activity. Gene Ontology annotation, biological process: protein phosphorylation. The record is from RefSeq and is a predicted model, not a curated record.